UGCGUAUUCGUGUUCAACAAACUAAACAGAUCGGUCUUGUUUUCGACUGCAGCAGCUCUUUGUUGUGAAAGUGAAAUUUUCAAAACGCAAUUUAGGAAAAAUCAAAUUCUGCUUCUGUUUGGUGAUUUUCUUCGCUUGUUGGAGGUGCUGAGCUCUACAUAAUGGGUGCAGUUUUGGGAUUGGUGUCGGCAGCAAAUCUCGCUUGCUGCUGCACCGGAACGGCGUGCUCCCUGUGCUGUUCGCUAUGUCCGUCUUCGUUGAAAUCCAACUCGACGGCAACGCGCUUCAUGUACGCGCUGAUGCUGCUGCUGGGUGCCAUCGUGGGGGCCAUAAUGCUUGCCCCGGGAUUGCAGGAUUUCCUCCAAAAGGUACCGUUUUGCGCCAACUCGACGUCAACCGCUGGGCAUCUGUUACCGGGUUCGGAAACGAUCGACUGUAGUUCGGCCGUUGGCUAUUUGGCCGUGUAUCGCAUCUGUUUUGCACUGUGCUGCUUUUUUGCACUGUGGGCACUUAUGAUGGUUGGAGUUCGGUCUUCAAAAGAUCCGCGAUCGGCUUUGCAGAAUGGAUUCUGGGGCAUCAAGUUUAUGAUCGUUACCGGUAUUGCUAUUGGAGCGUUCUUCAUUCCGGAGACGGGAUUUGGACCGACGUGGAUGUGGGUCGGAAUGAUGGGCGGUUUCGCUUUCAUUCUGGUUCAGCUGGUCUACAUCGUAGAUUUCGCUCACUCGUGGGCCGAAGCCUGGGUCAGCAACUAUGAGGAGGAGGAAUCACGCGGCUGGUUUGCCGCAUUGUGCUGCGUCACUGGAUUGCAGUACGCGUUGUCUUUAACCGGAAUCGCGCUGCUUUACGUAUACUUCACUGAAGCGGACAACUGCUCGUUGAACAAGUUCUUCAUCACGUUCAAUAUGAUUCUGUGCUUGGCUGUGAGCGUCAUGUCGAUUUGGCCCAGCAUCCAGGAGCACGCCCCAAAGUCGGGACUUCUGCAGAGCUCAAUGGUAACUCUAUACACGGUCUAUCUGACAUGGUCGGCCGUGGCAAACAAUCCGGAUGCCGAAUGCAACCCGGGCUUCUUGGGAAUCAUCGGAGACAAGCAGACCAAGGUGCAUUUCGACAAAACCAGCAUCAUCGGACUGGUGAUCUGGAUGCUGUGCAUUCUGUACUCGACGCUGCGCUCGGCUAAUAAUGUUUCGCGAUUGGCAGACCCAGAGAAGCAAGUCUUGGCAGCAACACUUAGCGAUGACGGUGGCUCCCACAGCGGUGGUGGUGGCUCAAAUGAAGUCCGUGACAACGAGGAGGAAGCCGUUGCCUAUUCGUGGUCGUUGUUCCAUGUGGUGUUCAUUACUGCCACGCUGUACGUGAUGAUGACGUUGACCAACUGGUACCAGCCCAACUCAUCGCUGGAUACGCUCAACGCCAAUGCUGCUUCAAUGUGGGUCAAGAUCAUAUCCAGUUGGUUCUGCCUGGGAUUGUACGCCUGGACCUUGCUGGCUCCGAUGGUCCUCACCGAUCGCGAGUUCAACUAAAUUACCCGCGGAGUGAUUCGCCAUAACUUUUAACCCAAAUAGAAAAUUUCCAACAAUGCGAAAAGCUUUCCAAAGUCGUCGAUGUUGAAUUUCUGAAUAGAAAGUAGGACUAGAAGGUUGAUUAUUUUUACUUUUAAAUGAGAUGGAUGUGAUAUGGCAAGACUCAUUAUUUGAAAGAUGGAAUCGAAUGAAAUGAAACCCAAGUUUGCAAACUAGCGAUUGGUAGAUCUUAAUUUUACCUUUAUUAUUAUAACUAACUAUACAUAAAUUACUCUCAACAUAUAUCUGACUCAAUCAGAAUUAGAAGAUACCAUAUUUUGCUCCAAACCAACAUUAGGAAAUAAUAAAAUUUCUUCAAUUGAUUGACUACCAA
This is a messenger RNA of Armigeres subalbatus, 1893 nucleotides long. RefSeq names its product serine incorporator 1 (gene TMS1). Gene Ontology annotation, cellular component: membrane. The record is from RefSeq and is a predicted model, not a curated record. NCBI's taxonomy places the organism in Eukaryota, Metazoa, Arthropoda, Insecta, Diptera, Culicidae. Bases 162 to 1520 code for a protein of 452 amino acids. The transcript is spliced from 4 exons.